Bipolaris maydis ATCC 48331 is the source of this 224-nucleotide messenger RNA. The record is from RefSeq and is a predicted model, not a curated record. NCBI's taxonomy places the organism in Eukaryota, Fungi, Ascomycota, Dothideomycetes, Pleosporales, Pleosporaceae.
UCAUGUCCGAUGUCAAUGCAGGUGCAACGCUGGACACAGGUCGGAUAGAAGCCGUGGCGGACACCGCAUUCGAUGUGUCUUUGCUGGUGAUGGGCACUGUAGCACUGAGCAAGUCAAGGUGUACUGGCUAUAGCAGUCGACAUAUGGAAGGCCUGGUACGACCAUUUGUUUGAGACGGAGGCGUUGUUUUAUGCUCGUCCAGCAAUGGCAGGCGAGUGAGAGAG